This is a messenger RNA of Tachysurus fulvidraco (yellow catfish), 1200 nucleotides long. RefSeq names its product collectrin, amino acid transport regulator (gene cltrn). The record is from RefSeq and is a predicted model, not a curated record. The transcript has 6 exons. Bases 98 to 766 code for a protein of 222 amino acids. NCBI's taxonomy places the organism in Eukaryota, Metazoa, Chordata, Actinopteri, Siluriformes, Bagridae.
AGUUCACUCUCAGUACAGCUGCCCCACUCUGGAUGUGUGAACAACAGAGGGAGUAAAAAGUUAGUGAUAGAGGGAUAAAAGAACAACAGAUGAAGAGAUGAAGCUGUGGAUUGUGUGUGUGUUGUGCUUUGCUCCAGCUUUAGUGGGCAGUAAGUGUGUAACAGACACGAGGAACGAUGGCUAUCUGGUCAGGAUCAGCAUUAUAACAGCUCUGGGACGUGAAGCCUACGACUGGGACGAGAGUGAGAUGUUCUUCUUUAGAGCAUCGGUGGCCUUCGCCAUGAGGAGUUACAGCAACAACCAGACCUACGACGUCUCAAACAUCUUAGUGUGUAAUGAAACACAACGAGUGUCGUUUUGGUUCGUGGUGACGUCACCGAAUGACAGCUCUCAGCUCAUUCCCAAACACACGGUGGAGAACGCCAUCAAGAAAUCGAGGCAUCGGAUCAAUAACGCUUUCCUGCUGACGGAUCAGACGCUGGAGUUUGUGGGAAUAAACCCGACUCUGGCGGCUCCAGUGCAGUAUGAAACACAGCCGUGGCUCAUCGCCUUCGGGGUGGUGAUGGGACUCGUGUGUGCUGGAAUCAUCGCCAUGCUCCUGACCUCCCUCAUCCAGAGGAAACGGGCGAAGAGCAAACACUCGGAGGAGGAAGAGGAAGUCGGAGGGUCGGUGACAGGAAAUGGAAUAAUGUGUGAAGUUCUGAAGGAGAAAGACGGCUUUAUUGAGCGAGGAGCUGCUGCUGAUGAUCGCUUCACCAAACUCUAAUCGGUGUCGUCACACAUCAGCUCCAAUUAAUGAUGCUAACAGCAGUCAGGCUUAACUAGACUUUAUUUCACACUCAGCUCCAGAAUUAUUGGCACCCUCAGUAAAAAUGGGUAGAAAGGAAACUUCGAGCAUCAGUCGACUCUGACACGGUUUCCUGUAAAACCUUCACACACCGACAUCACUUCCUGUACACUGAACCUCUUCAUAACAAACUCAGCACUGCAGCCAAAGACACUUUUAUUUCCCAAAUCUAAUUUUCAUCAGAUAUUUAUUAUUGUGUUAGAGAUGUGUUUGUUAAUUUACUACUGAACUGAUUUUUGACAGGUGCCAAUACUUUUGGAGUGAAAACUUUAGCAGUGAUUCAGACAGAUUUAUAGAACAGGUGUAAUGACGUGUGAGAAGAAAUGUUGUUAUUAAACUGUUGUGUAGAAUAA